This is a messenger RNA of Varroa destructor (honeybee mite), 3361 nucleotides long. RefSeq lists its product as uncharacterized. Lineage: Eukaryota; Metazoa; Arthropoda; Arachnida; Mesostigmata; Varroidae. The record is from RefSeq and is a predicted model, not a curated record. Gene Ontology annotation, cellular component: extracellular matrix.
CAUCUCAGAACACCUCGAAGAGUAGGGGUACGUGAAGAAGCCAGUGAAGUGCAAUGAAGAUAAUUGUAGUUCUUCCGUUACUCCUAGUGGCUGCGUACGCUUACGCCCAGAACGACCUUAACGAUGACGAUGAUGGCAAAAAUGACAGCCCGCUUAGCUUGAUACAACAGGAAUUCGGCGAAAAGCCGAGACGCAAAAGUACUUCCUUCUCUAGUUCACCAUCCUUGUCAGGGAGUGCAUCAUCAAGCGGAACAUCGUCAGGGCCUUCAUCAUCGCCUGCUUCAGACUUUUCUCCAUCGGCGAAUUUUCCCUCACCAACUUCAUCAUCGAAUCCCUCAGCGUUAUCGUCGCAGUCUAGCCCUAAAUAUGAUACGGGCUUUUCAUCCUCGUCAUUUUCUGAUUCUACUCCACCCACUCCAGAAAGCCUUGAGUCAACGACAAAUUCUCCAUUCGGUGAUCCCACAACAGCAUCCCAGUCAAACUCUGUCGUUGGUUCAGACAAUGAUCUUCUUCCGCCGCGCGGAACUUCAUCAGACCAUGGAGGCACUUCUGAUCACGAUACAUCAGGUCGUAUCCCGGAGAUAACACGACGCUCAGACCAAGUUAAACCAUCAGCAUUUGUUGAUGAUCGCACUGCUGAACUUCUCUACCGCCACAGCUAUGGUGGUAUCCGCGACCGUUCCGGUCUGCUGCCCAUUGACCUCUCAUUUGCUAGCCGCCUUCAUGCCCUUUUGCCUCCGGUUUCUCGAAACAACGAAAACCGUUCCUCGCGCCCCUUUAACUUCGCUUACGUGUCACCUACAGAAGCCGGUGGCGCACAUGCGCACUCCGAGGUUGCCGAUGUUGGGGGACGCAGGGUUGGUUUCUAUACGAUCCGUCAGCCAAACGGGCAUGUCAGACGGGUUAACUACAUUGCAGACCACAAUGGUUUUCGGGCGGAGGUUCUCACGAACGAACCUGGAACAGAUAAUCAGAACACGGCAGGAGUUAUCUACCGUUCGUCAGCUGCACUUCCCUAUCCCGAGCGGUACUCUCCGCCUGGGGUGCCGCCGUCUAGUUUAACCCCUGCUAACAUCCCUGUUUCGACGCCAAUAGGCACUACGGUUCAUGGCCUACCCAGCCCUCUUUCACCAAUCUCUCCAUUGUCCUCGUUAGCUGUUACUCCGACCGGUCUGCCCCUUUCGCCUUCAGAGGUAGCUCGACCAAUUAAUCCACUACGUUACCCAACCGCCGCAGAACUAGAAAAUCGUUAUCGCUUCCCAUCUGGUAGCUUAUUUCCUGAUCUACGAAUGCGUUAUGUACGUAUUCCAGACGGGUUUCGUGCUGUUCUUGUACCUCUUCAUUCAUAGUAAGAAGUACUUUUAUGGUAUUUCUAACCAAGGGCUAACGUUGUAUAUAAAACCAAGCGUAUUUCGAAACCAUCACUGAACCUAUGUAUAAGAAUGAGCUUGUCAGUAGCAUCUGUGUUCAUAAAUGCAUAUAUCUUAACGUCGUUUCUUCUAUACAACGUUAGUAAACACCGAACUGACCAAAACGAAUUAAGACGGAAGAACAUAUGUAGUCAUAUAACAAAUGGUUGAACAUCUAAUCCACUUACGUCAUUUGUGCUUUGCUCUGUUAGCGCACCAUAGGAUGAGACUUCUACGAUAAAAAUUUAGUUUCAUUAUAAGCAAUAUAAUAAUGAAUGCUACGCAAUACAGCUUCUGCUUCAAAUUUAUUGAAUGUAUUCCAGCAACUUUAUCAGUUUAUCUUGAGAAAAGUGACAGGUGUUCAACUACCGCAACUUUCAAAAUAUACACCACUAGCAAACAACAUAUUCUGCCUACAUUCAGCGUUUAUGCUUAUCUUAAUAACGAGGCUGUUCAAAGACUAAAGCGCACUUAAGGUGUAAUUGACCAACUAGCUAUAUAUACAAACCUCCGUACAAGCAAUAACCAAGAUCACAUACAGCACACAUCACCAUUAUUGUGGCCACAGUAGGGGCCGGGGUAAGAUAAUAUGGGUUGCCAAUUAAACAGAAUCAUAAAAUAAAUGUAUGUACUCCAUAAACUCAUAAUACUUUUUUUGACCUAUUUUCUUACCAGAGCUAGAUUUGUAUACAUACACAGAAUGAUUAGAUAAAGAGAUUUCAAUUUAUCUCUCAAACGAGGUUUGCUGAAAUAAAUGCAACAGCAAACGUUAUCAGUAAAUUCAUGGCAAAUAUUAUGGUAGGAUCCGAUUGUUUUGGAUUCUAAAAUUUUCGAGAUCUCAACACUGAUUGCCAUUCUAUUUUGAAAUAGUAAUUAAACAGGUUUUAGUCCUCAUGAAUUUGACUGGUUUUUAAUAUCAUUUCCAAUAGGCUUUCACUUAACUAGAAAACAUGCACAUGUAACCACGUUAUAUAUGCACACGGAUUAAGAACGGCUUCGAAAUUACUUGCGAUUGGAAUUGUGCCAACGCGCUAAAAUUAGCCCGAAUGCUGGUCUGCAAAAAAAUAUAGCCUAUAGUUACGUUUCUAAAACAGAAUCUUACACGUAGAGGUUUAUCAUUGUGAGAACACAACAUAGCUUCUAUAAAUUCCAUGACAUGAUCUAACAUAAAGAGGAAUACUAAACAAAUCUUUUUCUAUCGGUAAACACUGGAGAAGAAAGUAGGGAUUACUAUGUGUUCCUGUUUGACUAGAAUAAUAUAAAAUGUAAUGAUAAUAUAUUUCAUCAAAAGAUGUGGAUAUAUCGCGAAUUUCUAAAAGAAUCAUAAUAAUAAGUAAAAAAUCAUAAAGAUAAUAAUACCAAAGGAAAAAGGAUACUUUAGAACUUAAAACACUUGUAGAGACUUAUAUUUAAUUUGAUGGAAGUCACACGAAGUGUAUUACAUGUGUCCCUUUCACAGUGCGAAAACACACACGUAUAUCUACCACAGCAUAUGUUACAAGGUUUUUAUAAGGUGUGCAAUACCAAAAUCGUAAAUUAAAGACCUAAGCAUAAGUAUUUAGGUUUAUUUAAACAAUACCUUCCAAGGAUGGAUUUGAGUUCUCAGAGUAAACAUGAAGCGCGAGUUUUUUUGAAAAAUGACUCCAAUACUUUAAACAUUAAACCUGAAAACGAUCCCCAAUGAGUUAAGAAUAUGUCAGUCAGAGAAGAUUUGGGCCUACUUCGUGAGCAUUUCUUACGGAUAUUCUCAUGUGACAAGCAUGCAGAACAACACAAUAUAAAACUUUAAAUAUAUGUAACUAAAAUAAGCAUCCUCUUUAGAGGCAGAACCAGAGAAUGCCAACGCUGAAAUAUCACUAUUUUGCAUUAUUAGAAUGUGCUUGCUGUCACAAUUAAGGCCUAUGUGUGUUAAUCCAUAAAUUAUGCAUCGACUAAUAAAGGCAAAACUUUAU